Dimorphilus gyrociliatus is the source of this 814-nucleotide messenger RNA. NCBI's taxonomy places the organism in Eukaryota, Metazoa, Annelida, Polychaeta, Dinophilidae. The record is from the annotation of a GenBank genome assembly.
UUAACAUUUUCCAGCAGCCAUGUUACUAUAUUUUUCUUUCUUUUUUAAAAAAAACCUAGAUAUUGUUUCGUUUGUCUGAGAAUAAGAAAAUAGAAAUGGUAUCGAAAAGAUUCCAACUUAAAAUAUGUGGUGAAUUGAGGCAUUCGAAGAUCAGUCUGAUAUCUCCAUUCGUCAGGGUUGAUCUCGUCAAAGGCUCUAGAUUCGCUUAAAGAUGGGAGAAGAAAAAGAAAAAGACAAGUCAACUAAAGAGAAGAAAACCAAAAAGAAGAAGGAAAAGAAAGAGGAAUCUGAAGCCGAAAAUGCACCAGCUGACGCUCCUGAAGAGAAAAAGGAGGCCAAACCGGCAAAACGAGGAACUUCUAAUGUUUUUGCGUUGUUCAAUCAGGCUCAAAUUCAAGAAUUCAAAGAGGCCUUUACGAUGAUUGACCAAAACCGUGACGGAGUUAUUGACAUGGACGAUCUUUUGUCAAUUCAUCAACAACUGGGAAGAGAUCCCGACCAGAAGACUUUGGGGGGAAUGUUGGAAGAAUCACCUGGCCAACUGAACUUCACGCAUUUCUUAACCUUAUUUGGUGAAAAAUUGCACGGAACUGAUCCAGAAGGUACGCUUAGGGAUGCUUUCAUAAUGUUUGAUGAAGGAAACAGUGGAAAACUUUCGGAAGAAUAUUUCAAAGACCUUCUUAUGAAUACGGGAGAUCUCUUCAGCAAAGAUGAAGUAAAGCAAACUUGGAAAGAGGCUCCAAUCGAGGGUGGGCAGCUAGAUUAUCUAAAAUUUGUCCGUCUUAUAAAGCGAGGUGACGAAGGCGAGCAAUAA